AGACUGAUUUCCGUGCUUUCUUCUUUUCAAAAGGGUUGAAAAAACGUUACAUUUUCCUUUUCUCACUGUCCUUCAAUCGAUAAAAUUUUGAGAGAGUGAGAGAGUGUGUGUGUGUGUGUGAGAGAGAGAGAGAGAGAGAGUCAACCAAGGUAACCUUUUGUGUGCAGUGCGUUUUGGUUGUAUGUAUGUGUGUAAGGCUUCGAAUAGUCCACACAUUGCGUAUUUUAUCUUCACCUUUUCCUCCUCUGUGCAAAUCAAAUCAACUUUUAAGGCCUCUCUCUUUUUCUGCUAGCUUUUCUAGGUCUUCUCUUCUGCUCAUGAAAACCAAUUUCAGCUUUAUAGCAUGCAGAGAAAAACAAGAUAGACCCCCUAGGGUUUUCCUAACCCAUUUCUGAUUUUGUGAGAAACUGAGUUUUAGAGAGAGAGAGAGAGAUAGAGAGAGGGAUAGAGAACGAAGAGCUAAGCAGGACUAAAGGGAUUUUUGCUUGCCUUUUUUCUCUUUCUUUCUCUCAGAAAAAAAUCCAAACUUUUUUUUGCCCCUCACUCAGAGGAAGUUGGAGACAUUAGGAUUUAACUAUCCUUGUGUCUCCUCUGCCUCUCUGUCUCUCUUUUCAUUUUACACACAUAUAUCUACUGUGUUUUGGUGUGUGUAAACGUUGGUAUUAUACUUUCUAUCAUUUUUUUUUUUUUUCCUGUGUUUUUCUUACUUUUUGUUUCUGGGUUUUGCGAUUUCUGGGUUGUUCAUUGUUCUGAAAAGCUUGAGGGAUGAUUUGGAAAUGAAGUACUGAAUCUAUCUCUGCAAUCGUUAUAUAUAGCCAUUGAUAUAUAUAUAUAUAUAUACACAUAGAAAGAGAGAGUCUUUAGAGAGAGAAAAAAACAAGUAGGUAAGGUGUGGAGUUGCUUAUUAAAGAGAACACAAAAAAAAGAGUUUUUUCAUGAAUUUUGGGGGCUUUCUUGACCACACUGGUGGUGGCGGCGGCGGUGCAAGAAUCGUUGCGGAUGUACCUUACAACCACCACCACAACAUGCCCAGUGGUGCAAUUGCUCAGCCCCGCCUUCUCUCUCCCUCUCUUGCCAAGUCCAUGUUCAGCUCUCCAGGACUCUCUCUUGGUCUUUUCGAUGAGAAGGAAACGAGAAUGGAGGGUCAAGGUGAUGUGAAAAGAGUUCUUGAAAAUUAUGAGCCAAAUGUUGGUAGAAGAAGCAGAGAAGAUGAGCCUGAGAGCAGAUCUGGCAGCGAUCACAUGGAUGGUGGCGCGUCCGGGGACGACCAGGACGCUGCCGACGACAAGCCGGCGAGGAAGAAGAGAUACCACCGACACACCCCACAGCAAAUCCAAGAACUAGAGAGUCUUUUUAAGGAAUGUCCUCAUCCUGAUGAGAAACAGAGGUUGGAACUAAGCAGAAGGCUUUGUUUGGAGACUAGACAAGUUAAGUUUUGGUUUCAAAAUCGUAGAACUCAAAUGAAGACUCAAUUGGAACGCCAUGAGAACUCGAUUCUUAGGCAAGAAAAUGAUAAGCUUAGAACCGAAAACAUGUCUAUUAGGGAUGCUAUGAGGAGCCCCAUUUGCACCAACUGUGGUGGUCCGGCAGUAAUUGGUGACAUUUCUUUAGAGGAGCAACACCUUAGGAUCGAGAAUGUGCGUUUAAAGGACGAGUUAGAUCGAGUUUGUGCACUUGCAGGCAAGUUCUUAGGCCGCCCCAUUUCAUCUCUGGCUACUUCUAUAGCAAUACCAAAUUCAAGCUUGGAACUUGGGUUUGGAAGCAAUGAUUUUGGAGGAUUGAGCACUGUGGAGUCUGAUUUUGGUGUUGGGAUUUCAACACCUUCAUUGGUGGUGCCUCCAACUACAGCAGCAAGUACCGGUGUAACGAAGAUUGAGAGAUCGCAUGAGGGUUCCAUGUAUUUAGAGCUUGCUUUGGCUGCUAUGGAUGAAUUGUUUAAGAUGGCACAGACUGAUGAGCCCCUUUGGGUCAGGAGCUUAGAGGGUGGAAGGGAAUUACUGAACCAGGAAGAGUACUUGAGAACAUUUACUCCUUGUAUUGGAUUAAAACCAAAUGGUUUUGUCACCGAGGCUUCAAGAGAGACUGGUAUGGUGAUCAUCAACAGUUUGGCUCUUGUUGAGACAUUAAUGGACUCGAAUCGAUGGGCGGAAAUGUUUCCUUGUAUGAUUGCCAGAACUUCUACUACAGAGAUGAUUUCUAGUGGUAUGGGGGGAACGAGAAAUGGUGCACUUCAACUGAUGCAUGCGGAGCUCCAAGUCCUUUCACCUUUGGUUCUUGUUCGCGAGGUCCAUUUCCUCCGCUUCUGCAAGCAGCACGGGGAGGGGGUGUGGGCUGUGGUCGAUGUGUCCAUUGAUACCAUCCGAGAAACACCAGGUGCACCAACAUAUGUCAGAUGCAGGAAGCUUCCUUCUGGUUGUGUCGUGCAAGAUAUGCCUAAUGGGUACUCAAAGGUUAAAUGGGUAGAACAUACAGAAUAUGAAGAGAGUGCAGUUCACCAGCUCUACCGGCCCUUGAUCAGCGCUGGCAUGGGCUUUGGUGCCCAACGAUGGGUGGCCACCCUUCAAAGGCAAUGUGAAUGCCUUGCCAUCUUAAUGUCGUCCACUGUACCCUCGAGGGAUAAUACUGCUGCUAUAACUGCCGGUGGGCGGCGAAGCAUGUUGAAGUUAGCGCAGCGCAUGACGGACAACUUUUGUGCCGGGGUGUGCGCUUCCACGGUGCACAAAUGGAACAAGCUCUCUGCUAGCAACGUGGACGAAGAUGUCCGGGUCAUGACCCGAAAGAGCGUGGACGAUCCCGGUGAGCCACCUGGCAUUGUGUUGAGUGCUGCAACUUCAGUUUGGCUGCCUGUAUCCCCACAGAGACUGUUUGAUUUUCUACGUGAUGAAAGGCUUAGAAGUGAGUGGGACAUUUUGUCGAACGGUGGUCCAAUGCAAGAAAUGGCCCACAUUGCUAAAGGUCAAGAUCAUGGCAACUGUGUAUCCCUUCUCCGUGCUAGUUCCAAUAACUCGAACCAGAGCAGCAUGCUGAUACUGCAAGAGACAUGCAUAGACGCGGCGGGUUCGCUUGUGGUGUACGCGCCGGUGGACAUUCCGGCCAUGCACGUGGUGAUGAAUGGUGGCGAUUCUGCCUACGUGGCACUCCUUCCCUCCGGAUUUGCCAUAGUCCCUGACGGCCCAGGCUCUCUUGGGCCGUCCUGUAACGGCUCAUUAUCCAAAGAAGAAGGCCCACAAAGGGUGAGUGGGUCACUGUUGACCGUAGCCUUUCAGAUCCUGGUGAAUAGUCUCCCUACGGCCAAGCUCACGGUGGAGUCGGUUGAGACCGUCAACAAUCUCAUCUCGUGCACGGUUCAGAAGAUCAAAGCCGCUCUUCAGUGCGAAAACUAAUAGGGUAGUUCCUCUGCUGUGUUGUAACGUGUGAACGGUCACGAUCAUUCACACGUAUAACACUGUUUGCUGUAUUGCAGAGGAUUCGAACUCGAUGUGGUCACUAAAAUGAUAAUUACUAUGUUACUUUUAUUUUGUUGUAAUGUUGUAGUUAUAGACUUGAGGGUAAAGAACUAAAUAUAUAUUAUGCAUACAGAGAGAGUGCGAGUGUUGUGGCUGUUGUGUGGGCUUUAGAGAGUGAGAUUGAGCUUUAGGGGUGAGUCAAGAACGAACCGCGAUUGAACUCUGUCCUUGCAGGGUGGUUCUGAACAUAAUGCAGGGGUAGUGGUUCGGGUAUUGACUCAGGUCGACCCGUGCUCAAUAGAUGAAGAAAGCAUGAAAAAGGUAGGGGUUUUUUUGGUCAUAAACUAGUGCUUUUAACGUUUUUUCGUUUCGACUGUUAUAUGAUGUAGAAAGCUAAUGUUUUGGGUGAUGAUAAUGAAAAGCUUUUAUGGUUCUAUACGCAUCAAAA
Cornus florida is the source of this 3894-nucleotide messenger RNA. Its product is annotated as homeobox-leucine zipper protein ANTHOCYANINLESS 2-like. Lineage: Eukaryota; Viridiplantae; Streptophyta; Magnoliopsida; Cornales; Cornaceae. The coding region runs from base 936 to 3383 and encodes 815 amino acids. Gene Ontology annotation, molecular function: DNA-binding transcription factor activity, RNA polymerase II-specific; DNA binding; lipid binding. The transcript is spliced from 9 exons. Gene Ontology annotation, biological process: regulation of DNA-templated transcription. The record is from RefSeq and is a predicted model, not a curated record.